Messenger RNA from Daphnia pulex (common water flea), 591 nucleotides. RefSeq names its product thioredoxin domain-containing protein 9-like. The annotation marks the transcript as partial. The transcript is spliced from 3 exons. The record is from RefSeq and is a predicted model, not a curated record. Gene Ontology annotation, cellular component: cytoplasm. NCBI's taxonomy places the organism in Eukaryota, Metazoa, Arthropoda, Branchiopoda, Diplostraca, Daphniidae. Gene Ontology annotation, biological process: microtubule cytoskeleton organization.
AUGGAACAAAUUUUAGAAUCUCCUGCAGAAUCAGAUAUUAAAGAAUUAUUCAAUUAUAUAUUAUCAAUUUCCUGUUCAAAAAGAAUUGACAAAUUGGGCAUUUUGACGGAAGAUGACUUGAAAGCAUGCUUGGAAGAUAUUCGGAGGAAACGAGUACAAGAGAUGAAAUUGAGGCAGCAGAAAAUGCAGCAAUGGAAAAUCAAUGUAAUUAUAACGAUUUAUAUUUUUAACUUUAAUUUUCGGAUGGAAAGUACCGAGAUAGCUGAGAAAAAGGAUUUCUUGGAAAUGGCAAAAAAAUCUUCAAACUUUGUUUGCCACUUCUACAGAGAUGACUUCUUUCGCUGCAAAGUUAUUGAUAAGCAUCUUAAUAUACUUGCAAGGAAGCACAUGGAAACUAAGUUCUGUAAGAUUAAUGCUGAAAAAUGUCCCUUUUUAACAGAGAGACUGAGGAUUAAAACUUUGCCAACACUGGCAUUAGUGAAAGAUGCAAAAACCAAGGAUUAUGUUGUUGGAUUUGGUGAAUUAGGCAAUACUGAUGACUUUACUACAGAAGUAUUAGAGUGGAGGAUAGCUCAUGCUGAUGUAAUUGAA